Mus caroli (Ryukyu mouse) is the source of this 4428-nucleotide messenger RNA. It is a transcript of the gene Adam17, whose product is annotated as ADAM metallopeptidase domain 17. Gene Ontology annotation, cellular component: plasma membrane. The record is from RefSeq and is a predicted model, not a curated record. Gene Ontology annotation, molecular function: metalloendopeptidase activity. Gene Ontology annotation, biological process: membrane protein ectodomain proteolysis; Notch signaling pathway. Lineage: Eukaryota; Metazoa; Chordata; Mammalia; Rodentia; Muridae.
CGGCCGGAAACGAGUUAAGCCGCUCUCAGCGAGCGCCGCCUGCACUUCCGGGGACGUGAGCCUAGCUUCCCUGUAGGCGGCGCGGGAGGGAGAAGUUUGCAGGGCCGUGCUGGGAAGUUCACCUCCACUCCCAAUGUGAGCAGUUUCCCGGACGCUCUUUCGGAGAAGGUUGCCCAGAGCGGUGGUGGACGGGAACAUGAGGCGGCGUCUCCUCUUCCUGACCACUUUGGUGCCUUUAGUCCUGGCACCCCGACCUCCGGAGGAAGCAGGCUCUGGCUCCCAUCCGCGACUUGAGAAGCUUGAUUCUUUGCUCUCAGACUAUGACAUCCUCUCCUUAUCUAAUAUCCAGCAGCACUCCAUAAGGAAAAGGGAUCUACAGUCUGCGACACACUUAGAAACAUUACUAACUUUUUCAGCUUUGAAAAGGCAUUUUAAAUUAUACUUGACAUCAAGUACCGAACGCUUUUCACAAAACUUGAGAGUUGUGGUGGUGGACGGGAAAGAAGAAAGUGAGUACAGCGUGAAGUGGCAGGACUUCUUCAGUGGUCACGUGGUUGGUGAGCCUGACUCUAGGGUUCUAGCCCACAUAGGAGAUGAUGAUGUUACAGUGAGAAUCAACACAGAUGGGGCAGAAUAUAACAUAGAGCCACUUUGGAGGUUUGUCAAUGAUACUAAAGAUAAACGAAUGCUGGUGUAUAAGUCUGAAGAUAUCAAGGAUUUUUCACGUUUGCAGUCUCCAAAAGUAUGUGGUUAUUUAAAUGCAGAUAGUGAAGAGCUGCUUCCAAAAGGGCUCAUAGACAGAGAGCCAUCUGAAGAGUUUGUUCGCCGAGUGAAGAGACGAGCUGAACCUAACCCUUUGAAGAAUACCUGUAAAUUACUGGUGGUAGCAGAUCAUCGAUUUUAUAAAUACAUGGGCCGUGGAGAAGAGAGCACCACUACAAAUUACUUAAUAGAGCUAAUAGACCGAGUUGAUGACAUAUACCGGAACACGUCGUGGGAUAAUGCAGGGUUUAAAGGGUAUGGAGUGCAGAUAGAGCAGAUUCGAAUUCUCAAGUCUCCACAAGAGGUAAAACCUGGUGAAAGACACUUCAAUAUGGCAAAAAGUUUCCCAAACGAAGAGAAGGAUGCUUGGGAUGUGAAGACGUUAUUAGAGCAAUUUAGCUUUGAUAUAGCUGAAGAAGCAUCUAAAGUCUGCCUGGCUCAUCUUUUCACAUACCAGGAUUUUGAUAUGGGAACUCUUGGAUUAGCUUAUGUUGGUUCUCCCAGAGCAAACAGUCAUGGAGGGGUUUGUCCAAAAGCUUAUUACAACCCAACUGUGAAGAAAAACAUCUAUUUAAAUAGUGGUCUGACUAGUACUAAAAAUUAUGGUAAAACUAUUCUCACAAAGGAAGCUGACCUGGUUACAACUCAUGAAUUGGGACACAAUUUUGGAGCAGAACAUGACCCUGAUGGACUAGCAGAAUGUGCCCCAAAUGAGGACCAAGGAGGAAAGUAUGUCAUGUAUCCCAUAGCUGUGAGUGGUGACCAUGAGAAUAAUAAGAUGUUUUCAAACUGCAGUAAACAGUCCAUCUACAAGACCAUAGAAAGUAAGGCUCAAGAGUGCUUCCAGGAGCGCAGCAACAAGGUGUGUGGCAACUCCAGGGUGGAUGAAGGAGAGGAGUGUGACCCGGGUAUUAUGUACCUGAACAACGACACCUGCUGCAAUAGUGACUGCACACUGAAGCCGGGUGUGAGGUGCAGUGAUAGGAACAGUCCUUGCUGUAAAAACUGUCAGUUUGAGACGGCGCAGAAGAAGUGCCAGGAGGCUAUUAAUGCUACGUGCAAAGGAGUGUCUUACUGCACAGGGAAUAGCAGUGAGUGCCCCCCACCCGGAGAUGCUGAAGAUGACACUGUGUGCUUGGACCUUGGCAAGUGCAAGGCUGGGAAAUGCAUCCCUUUCUGCAAGAGGGAGCAGGAGCUGGAGUCCUGCGCAUGCGUUGACACUGACAACUCAUGCAAGGUGUGCUGCAGAAACCUUUCUGGCCCGUGUGUGCCGUACGUCGAUGCAGAGCAAAAGAACUUGUUUUUGAGGAAAGGGAAGCCAUGUACAGUAGGGUUCUGUGACAUGAAUGGCAAAUGUGAGAAACGAGUACAGGAUGUAAUUGAGCGAUUUUGGGAUUUCAUUGACCAGCUGAGCAUCAACACUUUUGGGAAGUUUCUGGCAGAUAACAUCGUUGGGUCUGUUCUGGUUUUCUCCUUGAUAUUUUGGAUUCCUUUCAGCAUUCUUGUCCACUGUGUGGAUAAGAAACUGGACAAGCAGUAUGAAUCCCUGUCUCUGUUUCAUCACAGCAACAUUGAGAUGCUGAGCAGCAUGGAUUCAGCAUCUGUUCGCAUCAUCAAGCCCUUUCCUGCACCCCAGACUCCAGGUCGUCUACAGGCCCUGCAGCCAGCUGCCAUGAUGCCGCCAGUAUCUGCGGCUCCAAAACUGGAUCACCAGAGGAUGGACACCAUCCAGGAAGACCCCAGCACAGACUCACAUGUAGAUGAUGAUGGCUUUGAGAAGGACCCCUUCCCCAAUAGCAGCACAGCUGCCAAGUCCUUUGAGGAUCUCACAGACCACCCAGUCACCAGGAGUGAAAAGGCGGCCUCAUUCAAGCUGCAGCGUCAGAGCCGAGUUGACAGCAAAGAGACAGAGUGCUAGUGGGGAACCUUGGCCUGCUCUAGGAGGACAUACACCUGCAGAUGUUCCAUAGAGCUGACCUGAAUCAAAACAUAGAUUAUAAUGAUCCGAGAAACGGGGAAGCAACUUAGCAGAUGCUGGUCAUGUGCUAUGACCGUCACAUGACAUCCUUUGUAGGCCCUUUGAAGAGGUGAGGUAAGUCUGGCUUAUGUAAGGCUUUCAGGUUUUGGGUUUUUCUUUUAUAAUCUAAAAUCUCCUUUGACCUGUGGUGCAGAAGCAGAAAGUAAGGCUGGAUCCCGUUCCUGCUGACAGCUCUGUUAAGUCUGUGUCCUGUGGGUCCUCUGACUACAGUGAAGCACUUAACAGAGAGGAUAACUGGAACACAGACGUACUUGUUUGUUUUGUUGUUUUUGGGUUUUUUUUUUGACCCUCAAGUAAAAGAGGAGCAAGAGAAACCUGCUUUCUCUUUCUUGUGUGUUGUCUCCAAAUGCAGCCUGUCUCUGCACUGAAUUCUUUGUAGAUGGAGAGACCUGCCUACACUUAGGAUCAUCUACAUUAAGAGCAGUCCUUUCCAAGAGGAACAGUUUAUAGAAACAGCCACAUGAACUUCAAGAUGGCCUAUUAACUGUUCAGCCCCAGAUUCCCUGGGAGGUUUUCCAUUUUACAAAUGUGUCUUCUUUAAACUGUUUGCCUUAAAAAAAAAAAAAAAAAAAUCAAUAUUGGGCUGGAGAGUUGGCCCCACAGUUAAGAGCAGUUGGUCUCAUUCCCAGCACCUACACGGUGGCUCUUAACUCUGUAACUCCAAUCCCAGGGGAGAUGACAUCUUCUGAACUCUAGGACACGAGGCAUACAUUGGUGCAGGCAAAACAAAGCCAAGUGCUGUAAGAUGUGGCAAUAACCACAAAACCUAUAGUGCCUCACAGUAUGGACUGAGUGGUGAGUAGACAUUCUUCCUGGAACCACUUCUGGACAGGCCGGGAUGUGCUGGCUGGCUAGGAAGAGGGGGUGGGGGUGGGAGAGUGGUGCUGCCAUCGGGGCCCAGCCCUAGAAGAACUGACCUUCAGUCUCGGCAAGUAGACACCCAUGUGACCUCUGGCUCUGGUGCUUCAGGAUGCUCUGUACUUACUGUGUGAGGAAUAAAUGCCAUUAGCCUGAAUUCUGGUUUCUAUAAAUUCUAGUUAUAAAUGCUUUUUUCUUCUAAGAAUUGCAGUGUGCUCACGAGCCAACACAUUUUAACCAAGAUAAUUUGUAAACUCUGAGGACAGUUAACCAAGCCUGUGCCUUGUCUCUCCUGAGGACGUCUGUUACACUAAUACUUGAAUAUAUACCUUGUGGUAUUUGCUCUUUACUAGUCAUGAUAGUCUUAUAUUUUAAUUACACUUUGAGGAUCUGCUAUAGGGAGAGUGGGGUGUGUGGGUGUAUGUAUGAAUGAAACAGUUGGCAGAAUAUAAGAAAACCAUUUUUAUAAAAUUGACUUUUUAAACCAAAAUUGUCUUAAUUGCAUUACUUUUUUUUUUCUUUUUGCCAUGUAUAGAAUUAAUAAGAUGCUCAGGGUAUAUUCUAUAGCUGUGGCAUUGAUGAUACCUGCUUCAGUCAAUAAAUACUGAAUAUCAAAGCAAUGGAUUAAGUAUAUAACAUUUCCCUGAAAAAUAAGUAGGUUUUUUGAUCAAUAAUCAUGAACAGAAGUUAAGCUUGGAAAAGACAUUUAAUCAAUCUCUCAAUGUCUGUGAAUUACUAAUAAAGCUACGCACGUGUUCACAGAAUGUUUG